Molecule: messenger RNA, 576 nt
Organism: Knipowitschia caucasica
Lineage: Eukaryota; Metazoa; Chordata; Actinopteri; Gobiiformes; Gobiidae
Source: the annotation of a GenBank genome assembly
AUGUGGAACCAUCUACACCUGCAGAAGGAGGGCCAUAAUCUACACCUGCAGAAGGAGAGCCAUAAUCUACACUUGCAGAAGGAGAGCCACAAUCUACACCUGCAGAAGGAGAGCCAUAAUCUACACCUGCAGAAGGAGAGCCAUAAUCUACACUUGCAGAAGGAGAGCCAUAAUCUACACCUGCAGAAGGAGAGCCAUAAUCUACACUUGCAGAAGGAGAGCCAUAAUCUACACCUGCAGGAGGGCCAUAAUCUACACCUGCAGAAGGAGAGCCAUAAUCUACACCUGCAGAAGGAGAGCCAUAAUCUACACCUGCAGAAGGAGAGCCAUAAUCUACACCUGCAGAAGGAGAGCCAUAAUCUACACCUGCAGAAGGAGAGCCAUAAUCUACACCUGCAGAAGGAGAGCCAUAAUCUACACCUGCAGAAGGAGAGCCAUAAUCUACACCUGCAGAAGGAGAGCCAUAAUCUACAGAAGGAGAGCCAUAAUCUACACCUGCAGGAGAGCCAUAAUCUACACCUGCAGAAGGAGAGCCAUAAUCUACACCUGCAGGAGAGCCAUAAUCUACACCUGUAG